This is a messenger RNA of Andrographis paniculata, 1029 nucleotides long. RefSeq names its product ethylene-responsive transcription factor ERF106-like. NCBI's taxonomy places the organism in Eukaryota, Viridiplantae, Streptophyta, Magnoliopsida, Lamiales, Acanthaceae. Bases 241 to 903 code for a protein of 220 amino acids. The record is from RefSeq and is a predicted model, not a curated record. Gene Ontology annotation, biological process: ethylene-activated signaling pathway; regulation of DNA-templated transcription. Gene Ontology annotation, molecular function: DNA-binding transcription factor activity; DNA binding. The transcript has a single exon.
GAUGUAAGCAUCUGUGAAUCCCUAUCUCCAGCUAGCUAUUACCAUUAACAAGCUCACCUCAUUCAGUGUGCAAACCGCUUCCACUUUCCAAUAAUCAAACCCCACUUUGUGUGUGCCUGCGUAUAUAUAUACUGACCUGCCACUCCUGAUCUGGUUUCAAGCAAGCACAUCCCUUCCUGCAUCAAUUUCAAAUAAGAAGAAAAAGAGGAGGAAUUAGUAGCAGUGAAAUUCAAUUUCUGCAUGAUUAUGUCUUCUGAUGAAACCCUAAGUUUGGAGUUCAUACGUCAGUACCUUCUCGAAGACUGCAGCUCUGCGGAGGCGUUGGUCGGCAACCUCGCGCUCUGUUUGUCGGAUUUCUAUGGUGAUCGGCCGAUUUGGAGCCCCCAGCGAAACGACUCCCCCUCGGAUUUCUGCUCCGAUUUGGACAAUCACCCCGACUCGCCAAUUGCGCGCUACUUCAAUUUCAGCCCUGACAUCUUCGAGUGCGAAUCGAAGCCACAAAUCGAAAUGAGCUGCGUACCGUUGGAGGAGGGAGCCUCUACAACUACUACACAAAAACCGCCCGUCAAACCCGAACCCGAAUCCGCGGAGUCGUACCCGCCCACUUUGAUCGAAGUCGGCGAGGGAAGGCAUUACAGAGGAGUCAGGAAGCGGCCGUGGGGGAAGUACGCCGCGGAGAUCCGGGAUCCGACCCGGAAAGGCAGCCGGGUAUGGUUAGGUACUUACGACACGGAGGUGGACGCCGCCCGGGCUUACGACUCUGCCGCCUUCAGGAUGAGGGGAAACAAAGCCAUUUUGAACUUCCCGCUGGACGCCGGAAAAUCAGCGCCGCCGGCAAUCACCGGCCGGAAGAGGAUGAGAAGAGAGGGGACAUCUGAUGAUUGUGGAACCCCGAGUCCUUGAACUUUACCAUUUCCUUAAAAAGCCUUUGUAAGAUUUCACCAUGGAUGAAAAUACUAGGGAUGGAAACACUGUAAAUUUGCAUUAUUACUUAAGCAGCCACAAAUAGAUGGGUAUGACACUUCCAAA